Molecule: messenger RNA, 4012 nt
Organism: Manis pentadactyla (Chinese pangolin)
Lineage: Eukaryota; Metazoa; Chordata; Mammalia; Pholidota; Manidae
Gene: ZNF304
Product: zinc finger protein 304
Exons: 3
Coding region: 420-2402 (660 amino acids)
Biological process (GO): regulation of transcription by RNA polymerase II
Molecular function (GO): RNA polymerase II cis-regulatory region sequence-specific DNA binding; DNA-binding transcription factor activity, RNA polymerase II-specific
Source: RefSeq, a predicted model, not a curated record
UGAUGUCUUAUGCCUGCGCCAGGGCUGUCCACACAGGCUGUGGAGGCUCCGAGUCGGUUGGGGUGAGCUGUCCAAGCGGCUCUUCGGAACCAAGCAGAGAAGAACAGCAAAACGGACAGGACCUCGCUCGGCGUCUGUAUCACCAUCCACGAUCCUCUUCCUGGGGCUGGCGGUCUUGGAGCAGGGGUCGUCGCCAGGGCUGCGCUCUUUCCCAGGCCUUCUCGCCCGCCCUCUGUCUUCGGCGGCCCCCGCGGGCGGCCCCCCGAGCCUUGUGUGCAUUUUUACACGGGGAAGACACAGAGGCUCGGAGCGCGACGGUCAGCCAGAGGUCACCCGUCCGGGGGCUGUGGGGCUUCGGCUGAGCCUGCAGGGCGCGCCCAGUUCGCCCUUCUUUAGAGCCGUUCUGCUCACAGGAUCCCAUGGCGGCCGCAGCGCCGGUGGACCGGACUCAGGGUGGUGUCUCCUUCAAGGAUGUGUUCGUGUACCUCUCCCAGGAGGAGUGGGGUCUCCUUGAGGAGGCUCAGAGAUGCCUGUACCGUGAUGUGAUGCUGGAGAACUUUGCGCUCGUGGCCUCACUGGGUUGUUGGCGUGAAGCAGACAAUGAAGGGGCCCCUUCUGAGCAGUUCGCUUCUGUAGGAGUGCCACAGGUCAGGGCUCCUGAGUCAGGUCCACUCACCCAGGAAGCCUGGCCAGGUGAGAUGUGUGACCCACUCUUGAAAGACAUUUUGCAGCUGGUUGAGCACCAGGGAUCCCGCCCCUCUCAGAAACCGUACUCCUGCGGCCUGUUUGGGAGAGGAUGCCUGUGCAGUGCCGACUUUUUCCAGCACCAGAAGCGAUGCAGUGGAGAGGCUCCCUUCAGAGGGGAUGAUGGUGGAGCCUCCUUUGGGAAGAGCUGUGCAGUCCACAUGUUCGGGCAACCCAUUACCUACAGGGAAGAAGGGAUGGACUUGCUGGACAGCUCUGGCCUCUUCCAGCACCAGACUGCUCACAAUGGGAUGAGUCCAUACAAGAGGAUUGAGUUCAUAGAGUCUUUCCCACCCAGCUCCAGUCUCAGGCGAAACCAGGGAGACCAAGAGGGACUAAUGCUUUUCAGUUGCAGUGACAGUGGGCGAGCCUUCCUGAACACUGUCACUCUCCUUGACAACCAGAUACCUCACACUGAAGUAAGACCCUUUCGAUGCCUACCAUAUGGAAGUAUGUCCGAGGAGAAGUCAGCUCUUCUUAAUCACAGAAAAAUUCACAGUGGAGAAACAUCACAUGUUUGUAAGGAGUGUGGAAAGACCUUCAUUCACCUGUCCCACUUAAAAAUGCACCAGAAAUUCCAUACUGGAAAAAGACAUUACACAUGCAGUGAAUGUGGGAAGGCCUUUAGCCGCAAAGACACACUUGUUCAGCACCAGAGAGUUCAUACUGGAGAAAGGUCUUAUGACUGCAGCAAAUGUGGAAAAGCCUACAGCAGAAGUUCCCACCUUGUUCAGCACCAGAGAAUUCACACUGGAGAAAGGCCUUAUAAGUGCAGUGAAUGUGGAAAAGCCUUCAGCCGUAAAGAUACACUUGUUCAGCACCAGAGAUUCCACACUGGAGAAAGACCUUAUGAGUGCAGUGAAUGUGGGAAGUUCUUCAGCCAAAGCUCUCACCUUAUUGAGCACUGGAGAAUUCACACUGGGGCAAGGCCUUAUGAGUGCAUUGAAUGUGGGAAGUUCUUUAGCCAUAACUCCAGUCUCAUUAAACAUCGAAGAGUCCACACAGGAGCCAGGUCUUAUGUGUGCAGCAAAUGUGGGAAAGCUUUCAGCUGCAAAGACACACUUGUUCAGCACCAGAUAAUUCAUACUGGAGCAAGGCCUUAUGAGUGCAGUGAAUGUGCGAAGGCCUUCAGCCGUAAAGAUACCCUUGUGCAGCACCAGAAAAUCCACACUGGAGAAAGGCCUUAUGAGUGUGGUGAAUGUGGAAAAUUCUUUAGCCAUAGCUCCAACCUUAUUGUUCACCAGAGAAUACACACUGGGGCAAAGCCUUACAAGUGCAGUGAAUGUGGGAAGUGCUUUAGCCACAACUCCAGCCUCAUUCUACACCAGAGAGUUCACACCGGAGCAAGGCCUUAUGUGUGCAGUGAAUGUGGAAAAGCCUACAUUAGUAGCUCCCACCUUGUUCAGCACAAGAAAGUUCAUACUGGAGCAAGACCUUAUGAGUGCAGUGAAUGUGGGAAGUUCUUUAGCCGCAACUCUAGCCUCAUUCUACACCAGAGGGUUCAUACUGGAGAAAAGCCUUAUGUGUGCAGAGAAUGUGGGAAAGCCUACAGCAGAAGUUCCCAUCUUGUUCGGCACCAGAAAGUUCACACUGGGGAAAGACCUCGUGAAUGCAACAGUUUCAGUGGAUCUUUAACUGUAUCUCUUAAACUUGUUUAAACCAGAAAGUUCAUACUAGAGAAAGGCCUUAUGAAUGUGGAAAACGUGCCAUCUCCUUGUUCAACCAAAUAGGAGUCAUACCAGAGAAAAGCUCUGUGAGUACCCUUUGUGAGGGAACCAGCAGCCAGCAGGUGAACCUUGUACACUGAUUCAUUCAUCCUGGGGAGAGUCCUAAAAAGUACCACCCAUGUGAGAAGCUUUCAUGAGGCACAUUGCACUUUCUAAAAUGUUCUGGGCUCUUGACAGAGUUGCAUUCCUGCCAGUGCCUGGGGUAGAAGCCAUCUCAUUGCUGCCAAAUGUCAAGAUCCUCCACCCAUAGUGUGUGUCAGUCACUCUGGUAUGCUCAGGGAAGGCAGACCUUUGCACUUUCUCUCCUAUUCUGUAGGGGGAAUCAUGAGCAUCUGAGCCCACUGAAGGUCCUCAUUUCCUUCCCCAUGACCGCUUGCCGGCCAAAAGGAUCUGACCUGUAGUCUCUUGGGGGUCUCCAGGCAUUUCCCUUCAUGGACAGUGUUGACUAUAAACAUGAUAGCUGUGACUUAUAUGUCCUGCUUCCAAGUCACCCAGCUUUGGAACUGCCUGCUGUAUGCUGCUCCAGUUUGCCCAGGGAUAAAGGCCUGGUGUGGCAGUCUUUACUUGGGGGUGGAGGGAGGGGAAGCUGUUCACUGUGUGGAGUGGAUUGAGAAAAAAUUGGGUUCUGCCACCAAGAAGGGAGGAACACCUUUUGUCAACACCAACUUUAUGUACCUCAGAAGGGACAGCAGGAUGGAAGAGAAUAGUUCUCAAUCUAGUUUGGCUUAAUUUGCAUUGUUGCCCAAGGCUUUCUGGGAAAGACUGAAGAGUUUUGUGUACCUGAUCCUGUGACCUGGAUGUCAGGAUUUCCUGUGAGCCCAGAGUUCAUUCUGAGGAGGGCAUAGGUGUUGUGAAAAUCUCCAGUGCUUCUGGAAGCAACAUGAAUUGGGUCCUUGUUCCUAGGGACUGUCCCAUUUCCCCCAGCACUUUUGAGCUAUUUCUGUCUCCUGGACCUGUACCGGAGCCAGUCCUUGAUGUCUACAAUAGCAUAUACAUCUGCCAUUGACUGGAAGAGCUAUGUGGGAAUCAUAAUUGGUACAGAAACAUUGAGAUAAUGGGGUGGGAAUGACUGUGACAAAUGAGAGGAGGUAUCUAUCCUAAAGAAGGCAUCUACACAUGUCCAUGCAAUUUUGGCUGUAUGGGGUGAGAGCAUAUGGGAAUUCUAAGGAAUUUCCUACAUCUGUGUCUUCAGGGACCAAGGCCACUAUUAGAGUAAAUUAUCUAAAGGUUUGUGGAUUCCUUUACUUCUCUGACUGUUGUUGUUAUGACAAUCUGCACAGGUGGGGAUCCAAGCACUGACAAAACAGAGAUGAUAGGAUGGGGCUUUUUUGACCCAUGGACUUCAUUGCUGUCCAGUUUUUGCUGACAUUGAGGCAGGGUUCACCCUCCCAAAUUAUAAGGAGAGUGAUAUGAUACAACCAAACUAGGUGGCAGAUGUGACUUUCCGAGAGGGAUGGUAAAUAUGGAUUUUUAUGGGGAACAUUUAGUUCUUAACAGCUUUUAUUAACAUGAAAUAAACUGCACAUUUGUGAAGUAUAAAA